AUGGGGUACUGCAUACGUUUCAAGCCACCCAGUGGUUGCUCUAUCCAUGGGCUGGGUGGGACUAUUGCUGCUGUGUGUGAGCGUGCUUCACAGACACAGAAGAAAGCCGGGAUCGCCAUGCAGGUGAUGAAGCAUGAAAAAGAAGCUGCUGUUCCUUGUAGCGAACUGGGUUCGACAAAAACAGCUACUGAGCACAAAGAGCAACCUGCAGAGGAAGUGGGAGAAGGAAAUCUGUACAGAAGUACUGGGGGACCUGAGGGGAGAAAUAGGAUUAAACUAUUUAAUUCUAUUGUGACGCAUGACGACGUUGCUAAAGAUUGUGAAAUAUAUCUGCACGUGUCUGAUAAUCCUUCAGCAAUGGAGGCGUCUGUGGACAGUGAGGACGUUUGUCGUGAUGCAGAGGAGGGAGAGAAGAUGCAACACACUUGCAAGAUGAGCACUUCAGAAUAUAAAUUAAGCGUUGCACCUGAAAUGUGCAUCCUGGAGUACAGCAGAAAAGAAUGGAAAGGAAAUACACCAGUAGCAAAAAGGAUGAGAAAGGGAUAUGAAGCAGUUGCACAGAAGUUUUCAUCAAUAAGGCAGAUACGAGGCGAUAACUACUGUGCUCUCCGAGCAACUCUGUUCCAGGCACUAAGUCAAGCUACUCAGUUACCGCGCUGGAUGCAGAGUGAGGAUUUUCCUGUGCUUCCUGAGAACUUGUUAAGCAAAUAUGACUGGAUCAAGCAGUGGCAGCUAAAACAGAAACCAAGCAGAAAGACGGGAGAAAUAAGUGAUGAAAUAAAAGAAUAUUUAUUGCUACUAAGGAAGAAGUGGAAGAGCAUAAGUGACAUCAAAUGUCCUGUUGAGAAACAAGAAGCUUGUGAUGCAUUGUUUACAAAUGAAGAGGAGGAGUACAGUCUGUACGAAGCUCUGAAAUUCUUGAUGCUUAACACCGCCAUUGAGUUAUACAACGAUGAGAAAAAUGGAAGGAGAGUUCCAAUCUUCUCAUGGCUACUGUUUGCUCGUGAUACAUCUAGCAACCCUCAUCAGUUAAUGCAUAAUCACCUGAAUCAAAUAGGUCACAGUGGAGGCCUUGAGCAGGUGGAAAUGUUUCUCCUUGCUUACACUCUGCAGUACACCAUCCAGGUGUACCGACUGUAUAAGUGUAGUACGGAUGAAUUCAUCACAUUUUAUCCCAGUGAUCCAGAGGAAGACUGGCCGGUAGUGACUCUCAUAACUGAAGAUGACAGACAUUAUAACGUUCCAGUCAGAACGCACUAAGAAAUGAUGCUAUAAAGGGGAUUUUGAACAGGCACACCUGUGCUUACGGAGGUUCCCAGCGCUGUUUUGAAACAGCAUGAUGAUGAAAUGGAUGUUAUUAAACUUGCAACAACUUGAAGUUCUUGUUCUAGAAGUUUGCAUCUGAACUCAAAUAUCAGGCAGGUUCUGUCUGCAGCAUAACACAAUAAAAGUGGCUUCUAUUACUAAUGUUUAAAAAAAAAAAAAAAAGUGGAUACUUUUGGAGAGGUACUUAUUAUUUAAAAGUUUUGCUAUGCUCGGAGCUUGUGUUAUUUUUCUAAACCUUAGUGUCUAAUUUAGAAGUCAGGCAUCUGUUACACUGAAAAUUAAGAGCUCUUCCCCUUUCAACCGCUGGAAAAGAUUAUGGUAGAAGGCAUUGGCAGUAAAGGAGUAUCAGCCUUGUUUGUUAGCAGGUCACAAAUUCAAAACCUACACAAAACCAACUUCAGUUGUAGUAGCUGAUAUGAGAUAACCAUGUGCACAUAAACUCCAUGUCUGUUAA
This is a messenger RNA of Coturnix japonica (Japanese quail), 1780 nucleotides long. Lineage: Eukaryota; Metazoa; Chordata; Aves; Galliformes; Phasianidae. The record is from RefSeq and is a predicted model, not a curated record.